Messenger RNA from Penicillium taxi, 468 nucleotides. Its product is annotated as Transcriptional activator ptaB. The coding region runs from base 1 to 468 and encodes 155 amino acids. The record is from RefSeq and is a predicted model, not a curated record. The transcript has a single exon. Lineage: Eukaryota; Fungi; Ascomycota; Eurotiomycetes; Eurotiales; Aspergillaceae.
AUGAUGAUGGCGCAACCGUUUCCUGCCCAUCAAGGCAUGCCACAGCACGCCAUGCCCCCGGGUCACCACCCAAUGGCCGCUCAACAUCCAAAUGCUGGACAUCCAGGACAAGGAAUGGUGCAACAGAUGCAUCCUGGUGUUUCCGCUCCAGGUGGGCCUCAAGUCAGCCAGGCGGGACCCAUGAUGGGGGGUAUGCCCCCGGGCGCUGGAACCGCUGGCCCUGGGGGCCCCAUGCCGAACGCCCAUGCUCUUUCCCAUCUUAGUCCCGCCCAAGCGCAUGUCUACCAACCCCAGGCAUUUUCUCAGAAUUGUAAGUUUCCACCGGCUUUUCUCCUUUUUUCCUUUGUUGGUGUAUAUAGUCUCUCAUAUGAGAACAUGACCCGCCCCGGUCGCGGCCCAACGUACUGCUCCGAUGGGAUCCCUCCCACCCCAGUCAUUGCUCUUCGCGGACACCCACUAAUCAUUUGA